UCGAAUGCUUCAUCGACUAAGAAUUAGCAUUCAGUCUUAAAGUUUUAUUUUAAGUGAAAAGUUUCUCUUAAAACGAGUCAAAAUGAUAAAAUAUCUCUUUUUAUGGCUGUCGCUCAUAUCUGUUAUUAAUAUGAGUAAUGCAAAUCGAAUAGAAACAGCAGAUAGUUACAUUAAGCAACUAGAGAAGUCUUCCAAUGACGAAGAAGCUGAAAGACUGAUUAAAAAUGUUCUGGAAAUUCUUUCACCGAUUGCGAAAUCAGAUCCAAAUUUCAACAAUUUGCGUCUAGCUGCUUAUAAAAUCAUAGAACCUGAAGAGCUUAGAGAAAUUGAAUCUCAUAGAAAUUCCGGUUGUGGUGUGGCCAAUGGAAAAAGAAGACGCAUCAAUUUUAGUGCAUUUAUUGAAGUUUUUCAAAUUUUUAAAUUAAGUUUUAAAUAUGAGAAUUUAACUGAUUAUGAUUUGAAAUCUGAAGAACUUUAAUCGUGAUUAUUUUAAUUUAAUUAUUUUCUGAUUAGCAUUUAAAUGUUUAAAGUCUACUUUAUAAAAGUGUGGAGAAAUUUGAAAAUUAAAAUUGGAAAUAAAACAUAACAACAUUGUUAU
Messenger RNA from Chironomus riparius, 598 nucleotides. NCBI's taxonomy places the organism in Eukaryota, Metazoa, Arthropoda, Insecta, Diptera, Chironomidae. The record is from the annotation of a GenBank genome assembly.